This is a messenger RNA of Episyrphus balteatus (marmalade hoverfly), 939 nucleotides long. RefSeq names its product juvenile hormone acid O-methyltransferase-like. The transcript is spliced from 3 exons. The coding region runs from base 67 to 939 and encodes 290 amino acids. The record is from RefSeq and is a predicted model, not a curated record. Lineage: Eukaryota; Metazoa; Arthropoda; Insecta; Diptera; Syrphidae.
CCAAACGUGCUUAUCUAUCAGGAGUGACUGUGGGUUCGGAAAAGUCUUUACUGUCGAUCUAAUAAUAUGCAACAUCACGAUGCACGACAGGUUGUAAUCAAACCAAAAUAUUACAGUGUUGCUAAUAGAGUGCAACGAUACGAUGCUCAGCAAAUUAUUAAAGAGUUAUUGAGUGUUUUGCAAUGGCGUUUGGACGAGAAAGACUCAUUGAUCGAUUUGGGUACUGGGUCUGGUGAUGUUUUAAUGGAUUUCAUUUACCCGCUUUUGCCAAAGAAUUUCACAAAACUCGUUGGAACAGAUAUUUCCUCAGAAAUGGUAGAACAUUGCAAAAGGAAUUAUUCUCAAAGUGAAAAUGUGAAGUUUAAAGUUUUGGAUAUUGGAACGGAAAUAUUGCCAAAAGAGUUAAUUGGUGAAUUUGAUCAUGUUACCUCGUUUUAUAGCAUCCAUUGGGUUCAGAAUCAACGAUUGGCUGUGGAUAAUAUCUACCGAUUGUUAAAAAGUGGUGGAGAUUGUUUUCUAGUUUUUCUUUCAACCCAUUCAAUAAAUGAAACUUACGAUAUUGUUUCGUUGAAUCCAAAAUGGGCACCUUAUAUGAAAAAUAUCAAGAAUUACUAUUCUCCAUUAUUUCGAAGCAAGGAUCCUAGAUCCGAAUUUAGUGAAAUACUCAAAGAUGCUGGAUUCGUUGAUGUAAAGGUCGCAGAACUGAGUAACUAUUCGAAUGAAUUGCUGCACUAUGUAAUAUCUUCUUUCUUUGUUUAUUGUACAGAUACUUACAGAGCAGUGAACCCUUUUAUUCAUCGGGUGCCUGUUGAGAUGCAUGAAGAGAUUUUGGAUGAAAUCAUUCAUACUGCAAUCGAGUUAGGAAAUGAAUCGAAUAAUGGUAAUCCUGGAUGUAUAGCAACGUAUAAGUUGAUUGUUGCUUAUGCGAGAAAGUUAUAA